CAAUGGCAUGAUAUGAAACGAAGUUAACCCGACAGAGGAAAAAACAAACACAAAAUUUUGUUCACAUGUUCAAAGACGUGGUGAAGUCGUGUUGAACAAUGGCCUCGAAAAUACAAAAGCGCUUGCAGUUGUCAGCAGCGGUGAUUGCCUUCGUGCUUGCGAGAGAGGCCGUCUGCUUCAGCGUGGGAGCGCGCCAUAGCCCAUCAGACACACCCGACGUAAAGUCAGCGGAUGCAUUUCAAUCAGCCGAAAAGGAAACGCCAGAAAAUGCUCAUGAUGCAGGAACUACUUACAGUCCCUUCGUUGACGACUCUUGGACGACGGAGCCUGUAUCAGACGGCGGCGAAGGGCCACUUGAAGUUGACGUUAACAAGCAGACUACAGUUUAUUUAACCGAUGCAGAGGUAAACUAUCAGACUACAGGUUCUCCAGUCGGUGCUAACACAGACGCUAACUACCAGACAAUUUACCCAAUUGACAGUGAUACAGAAGUUAACUACCAAACUACAAGUCACUCACUUGGUGUUGAUGAUGGGCCUCCGACAGAAAGUUACGUGGGUAUUGGUGAUCCCACGAAAUAUAUAGAACCCGUUGAACCCACGGAUGUCAACAGAGCUUUAGAAAUUGACGAAGACCAGAUCAGGAACAUCAUUCGUGUUAAUCUAGAGAAGAAGGCGAACGGAGGAGAGAAUGGCGGGCACUUCAGCCAUCGUGUCUUGGAGCUUGACGAGGAGGAGAUUAGAAACAGUAUUCGAGAGAGAGUGCAAGAAGCCAAUGAUAUGGAUGAAAAUAUCCUUUCGUCUUUCACGAGUGGUAAGCGAAAAGAAGAGGGAGGAGGUGGACAGGUGACAGAUGCAAGUAUGACAGAAACGUAUGACCAUGGAGAGGUUGAUCAAAAGUUUUUCCUGAGUGAUGGAAACGCUGAUGUAUUGAUGGAAAGUGGAUGGAUUGAGGAAGAGUCAAACGGCGGGGAAGUAAUGGACGAAGAACUGGAAACGGAAGUAACAACGGAGCCAGACAUGGCAGGCGGGGGAGAAGUGGAUGACAACAACGCAGAGGGCUGGACAGCCACGCGAGGAAAGGGAGGCGGCGAGAAUGAAAAUAACAAGCUCGACACAGACGGAGAACCGUCACUGGAAGAAGGCUUUGACUCGUCCCUUGAAGAUGAAAAAGGCGAGAUCGACGACGUAAAGAGAGAAGAAAAGGCAGAAGAAACAAUAAAUACCCAGACGAUAGGCGAGAGAAUAAUGGCGUUGGAGGAGGAGGCGGACGAAAUCGAACAGUUCGACCCGGAGAAGGUGGAGGCGAACCUGAAGCGUCUUGAGGGGCAUUUCAGAGAGCUGAGAAAGAAAUCGAGUUUUGAGGGCAGGAGCGACGAAGGGCAAGCCGGCCUCUCCUCCCAGAGUCUGUGGGAGUACUUGCUCUCCUACGUAACGGCAGACGACCAGGAGAAACCCAGCAAGACCUUGAUCGUUGAGAAAAGACUCGCUCAUCCGUGCGACAUGCUUAAGAGUAAUUUUCACGCAUGGAAGAGGCAUGCCACCCGCGUGAACGUCGUCGUGGUGGGCGGGGGCGUAGCUGGUCUGGCCGCCCUCAGGACUCUCACAAGCAUGGGCGUCGAGGAUGUCCUCCUUCUCGAAGCGACGAAUCGGCUGGGCGGCCGCAUCCACACCGUCAGGCAUGACAAAUGGAUGAUGGAAGAGGGCAUCAGCGUGAUCCAGGGAGACAGAGACAACCCAGUGUUCGACGUGGCCAAGGAGCUCGGGCUGUUAGGGGAACCUGUAGCAGAACCUGAUUGGGAGAGCGACGUCGUGACGAGCGACGGGGACAAGAUGCCCUUGGCGAACGUCCUCAAGGGCGCCAGCAUCCUGCAGCAGCUCCGGCAGGACGAAAGAGAGGAGCACCGCUUCCGCAUGUACAGAGACCGGCCCCUCGGGGAGUUCUACCUGGACAGGUUUGAAGAGCUGUGGGGAUCCUCUGAUAACGAGAAGGACAAACAGGCGUGGAUGUAUUAUACUCACCAGGUGGUGUCCCAGGAGCACGGCGGCCACUGGAUGAACAUGUCCUCCCUCGACGCCAAGAACUUCGUGCCCCUCGGCUAUGAGUACACGUGGCGCGGCGGAAUGGACGGCUUCGUCAGGUACCUCAUGGGAGCGAUCGCUCAGCCCCAGAUCCGGCCGAACGCGCCCGUGUGCCAGGUGUUCUGGGACCAGCCUGACGGAGGCGGCGCCCUGGUGGUCACCGCCGACGGCUCCUCCUUCCUGGCCGACUACCUGGUGGUGGCGCUGCCGCUCGCCGUGCUCAAGGAGCGCCACCUCACGACCUUCAUCCCACCGCUGCCCAGGCAGCUCACGAGCGCCUUCUCGGCAUUCGAGGCCGGCACCGUGAACCGAGUGGCACUCAGCUGGCCUUCUCCUUGGUGGCUCGAGGGCGACCUUGAGAGGCAGAUAAUGUGGAGAGAAUAUUCCUUCCCGCCGGAGAUGGAAUGGAUGUCCAGUAUCGUGCAGGUGAAGAGCGCCCCUCACAACCGAGCUCAGUUGGAGAUGUUGGUAACAGGCGAGGCAUCCUUAACCAUGGAGGAAAUGCCAGUUGAGACGGUCAUUUCCCAUCUCAUGACUCUCAUUCGUGCUAUUAACCGGCCGUAUACCGUCCCUCUGCCUUCAUUUUUCCACCGAUCGCAGUGGAACAAGAACCCAUGGGCUCGGAGUUCGUACCAGUCCUACAUGACGAUGGACGGCGUGAAACGGAGGCUGAAGGACCGAAGUGUUUUAUGCCCGCGUCUCGCCAGCUCGAGCGGGAGGAAGUCCGUUUUCUUUGCCGGGGAACACACCUCUACGGAUCGCUUUGGCACGGUCGAUGGUUCGUUUCUCUCUGGAAUAAGGGCAGCCAAGUGGGUUAUGGACGAAGUCGUUGCUCAAAGAUUGAAACCUUAUGAGAGCGAGGAAGUAAAAUUUACCGUUCCCGACGCCCAAAAACAAAACAUUAACUUCUUCGACCUCUUCCUCAAUCCCAAAAAGUACUACCAAGUCGCCAGUGUUAAAUCCAAAAGCAAGGAAAGUGAGGAACUGAUGUCAAGGAGGAGGAAUCAACCAGACAGAAGAAAUCAAGAUGGCAGACCAACACUAUACUAUGGUCAGUCACGAGAUGAGGCUGAGGUAGUGCCGAGAGGCCAGUUUGGUGACGACAGGCAACAGGAAACGUACAUUAUCCAGACUGAAGAUGGUCGUCGAAUUCCUGUUGUCUUUUCUAGGAAGAAUGGCGGACAAAUGCCAUUGGUCUUAACUGACAACAAUGGCGAUCAAGUGCCAGUUGUCCUGUCUGGCAACAACGGCAAUCAAGUUGUCCUCUCUGGGAACAAUGGCGACCAAGUACCUAUUGUUCUAGAGAGAGAAGACGGUCAACAAGUUGCUUAUGUCAUUGCCGAAGACAAUGGGCAGCAAACUCCCUAUGUCAUUCCUACUGGUAACAGCGCACAAGUUCAAUAUGUCAUGUCUUCAACCAAUCGACCAGAUGGUCAGCAGAAAGUUUAUAUCAUGGCUGAUGACAAUAAUCAUCAUGUUCCUUUAGUUGUGUCUCCAGACAAUGAAAAGCAAGCCCCUUAUAUAGCAACCACUGGCGAUGGCCACCAGGUUUCAUAUGUUCUGUCUACUAAGAAUGGGCAGCAAGUUCCUUUUGUUUUAUCAAAUGGCAAUAAUCACGAAGGUCCACAUGACCAGUCGAGUCACAGACUUCCCUAUCCCUUAGCUGUAGAAAAUGGGCCGAAGGUUACUUUUGUUAUGGCUGCAAAAGAUAGUCGCACAGCUUCCCAUGACUCCUCAAGGGAGAAGUCUCAAUUAGAAAUCCUCAGAAAUGUCAAGAGUUCAGAAAUGACAACCAAAUUUACACCGGCACUUGCUCAGUCAGAGGAUGAAUCCAGUUCCCCUUUGAGUAAAGAAGAAUUUGCGAUCGUUUAUGUAGACAGCGAGGGGAAAAGGAUCUCGGAUAUCCCUAUGAAGUUGUCCUCCAUGGUGGAAGGUAUGGUGCGAGAAAGCAUGGAAACAAGUCUGAAGGAGAAUAAUCAAGAAAAUGCCACACCCCUUUCCACUGUGGAAGAGGAGGGAAGCCAAGAUGAAGAUAGAUUAUCUAUUCAAGAUUCGAGUUUUGAAGAUGUCUCUAUAUCUGGACGACUAAGAAACAGAAACAGGAAGAGGAACAGGAAUAAAGGAAUUAGAAACAGAAACAGAAAUAGGAAAAGAGACAAACCAAGCAGUCAAGAAGAUGAGAACACAUCACACAGUGAUAAAGGCGAAGCACAGACCCAGCAUACCCCCCCACAACACAUAACAUACAACUCACCUCUCCACUUCCCACUGCCACUACCAAGCCAUUAUUUUCCAUACGUAGGUUCUUCUACUCCCACCACAGAGUCAACCACAGCCGAACCUGCUAAAAUCACUUCAACCGUUCCUAAUGCCCAAGUGACCUACUAUGCAAACAACCGGAUGUCAGUCAUCAUGGAACCUGACUUAUCACAGGCACAUGACAUGUAUGACUUUCAAGGUAGUCAGUCAUAUCCACAGUAUGCAGUGAGUGUCAAUGCACCCAGCCUGGAGAUGCCUAGUUACCCCUCUUCCCAUUCACAACCACCUCUUAAACUCACCACCAAUUUCUAUCAUCGAUCCCCAGAAGCUCAAACACCCCCCACAGUCUGGCAAAGGCCAAAUGUGAACUCGCCUCCACAUUCACAAGGACACAUUUCAGGCCUAGACAUAUCAAGACAAGCUAGCCUACAUCUUGCAGAUCACCUUCCACAUGGUGAUUCUUCAUAUAAUGGAGCUGCGAAUAAUCCUAGGUGGACCCAGACUUACAAUCAACACCCCAGGUAUGAUAUGUUUUCUUCUACUACCGAACCAUAUUAUAAUGUGAUUUCAUCUACACGUCAAAGCCUACAUAUGCCACCCAUCCAUCAGCCAGAAAAUCCCACCCCUUUUGAUGUGACACAAACCUUAUCAACACAGAUAAAAAAUCUGCAGCAAAGUCAGUACUAUUCCCCAAGUACACAUCCAUUUACAGACCCCAAUUAUAACAGAGGUAGCACAGCUAACAAAGCUCCCAGUGGACCUUAUGGUGCAUACCCACACAGGACUCCAAACAAAGGUCCUGUUGGACCAUAUGAUACAUACCCAAGUACUUCUACAAACAGUGCUCCUUCUCACUCCUAUGCUUCAUACCCAGUUUCAAGCCAUCAUUCUCAGGACUACGAUUCUUUCCCACCAAAUCGACAGGCACUUCUGGAGUACUACAAUAUAAGGCCUGGACCAAAUGGACAGGUGCACAUGAACAUCAAUAUGCCACCUCUUCUUAAUAGGGAUCAGUCAUCAGUCUAUGCCAUCCUGGAUGAUGGUACAGAUCCAAAAACUUUAAUGACAGCAAACAGGCACAGGUCACAGAAUAACAACAAAAGCAGAAUGCAGGACAGAAUGGGCAGUUAUGAAUACGUAGAUUCUGCAGAAUUUCUUGGAUCCCCAUAUGAUGUAAAUCAAACAAUAAAUUUCGAAAGAGUUCUUUCUCCAAACAGUAAAAGUACCAGUGGUCAACAGCAGCAGCAGCAUACAAGUACUGCAUAUGAAACUGGUUCACGAAAAGAGUUUCAAGGAAAUUCUGAUGAGUUUGUAAACAUUAAGAUAAACUCUGAGGAGGUUCCAAUAAAUUCUGAAGAAUUUAAAUCAAAAGAAGUGAAGGCAAACUCUACAACAGUGAAAAACAACUCCAAAGAAAAAACUAAAUAUGAAGUUUCAAAAUUAAGCUCUGAGGAAAUAAAAAGAAAGUCUGAAGAAAUGGAAGCAAAAAUAAGUUCAGAAAUUAACAUAAAUUCUGGAGAAUUUGAAUCAAAGUUAAGUUCAAAUGCAAACUCUGAGGAACUAACAGUAAAUUCUGAGGAUUCAGAAAUGGACCCUGGACAGCACUACUCAGUACAAGUACGUGAUGGAAGUAGUGGUGAAGAUAGCAGCAACAAAGAAGAAACCGAGAAAUAUUAUUCCAAUAAUGGGAUGCCAGUACACCCUGGCUUCCUGUCUGCAAUAUCUGCUAUGCAAUAUACCCCAGUCAUAUUACAACCCAUGUCAUUUUUCAAUCCAAUGAUGCAAAGCAUGAAUCCUUUCCCUCCUACGAGAACAGAUCUGUCUUCACCUCAUUUCCAAAGCCAAUCCGCACAAAAAAGGCCCCAAAGGCCUCAGAGCAGUGAAAAAGAAGAAGUCCGUUCCUUUAGUUUGCAUAAAUUAUUAGUGCAGCCUGAGAAAAAGUUGCAAGAUUCUAUAGACUCCCAGGAUCAACUUGAAACCAUUAAUACCUCUCUUGAUGAAGAGCAGGCAAGUGCUGAUAUACAGUCCAUGGAGGAAUUUCUCUAUGAAAUAUCACUUGAAAUUUCUUCAGGAAUGAAGAACAAUACGGGAAGUGGUGAACAAAAAAGAGCAAGGAAGAAUAAAAGGAAGAGAAACAGAGGUGAAAGUGAUAGAGACCUUAGCAUUGAAAUACUGACUGAAGCUUUGCAAAGUCCAAAAACAGAGCAGAUUAUGAAAUCUGAUGUUUUUACCAUCCAGAGAUCAGAAAAUCAGGAGCGGAUUGCAUCCACUCCUGAAAAUCAUGAAGUAAGUACUGUCCAAACAACAGCUGCUCCAGACCUUCAUGACCAUACCUCAGAUUAUGAAAAUUAUGAAUUAUAUACAACAGAAAUGUCCAUUUUCAAUACAUGGAUGCCAGAGAGUGAUAGUUCAGUCCAAGAUAAUGAAGAAACAUCUGAGUCAUGGUUCUCAUGGUAUAUGAAUUAUUAAAGACUAGCAACUGUGAAGCUAUAAAUUAUUUCCAUUAAUCAACUGAUCACUUGUCAUUAAGAAUUGCACACAGUAAUUCAUAGUAAAUUGGGAAAGGAACCUGGCUUUUCUGGUGGUCUCUUAGGGUAUAGAAAUGGAAAUCAAGGCAGCAUAUAGUCAGAUAACUGAGCUCCAAUUUCUAACUUGCUUUCAUUAUAUUGCGAGUAUGUAGCUGUGACACACUGUUUUAAUAUUGCACCUGAUAUGUUAAUUAGAGAAAUAGGUACCAAGUGCCAUCAAGCUUAAUGAGAAAGUUUAAUUUGAUAAUAGUGAGAGCUACUUGGUUGUAUGAAAUGAAGCACCAAGAUUAUUUCACCAGCUUUAAGCUUAACAUCAAUAUUUCUUAAAGCUUGUACAGAUUUAUAUGUAAUUUUGAUACCUUUCAAAUUCUUUUUUAUGUUACAAGAAACUAAAAAAACAUCAAUUUUACUGUUGAUACUUUUGCAUAGCAUUGUAUAUUGUACAUAUUAUUUAUUUCUAAUUUAUUAUUGUAGGCUGUUUAUAAUAAGCACUUAGAAGUUACCAAGACAAACAAGAAAUAUAUGAUCAGUGAUUAAUGCUUAUAAAAAAUAAAUGUGCUAGACAUUAUAGCACUAUGGUAAAGUAUUGAGGUGAAAAGGGUAAAAAUUAGUUAUCAGUUAGGAUAAGGGGACAGAAGAAGGGGAUGAAGAAGAGAAGGAAAAGGAAAGGGGGAGAAGAAAACACCAUAUAAAGUUAGUUGAGGUGAGGGCUGAGGCCCAAGGUAGGGGUUGAUCCCCUACUUUGGGCCGGUCUCCAACUCCUAAGCCCCCACGACCACAAUGAGUGAGGGGUUGGGGGGGUAGAUAUAUAAAAAUGUGCUAAAUACCAGUAUUUUACAGAGAAUAUAUGGAUCUUGUUAAGGCAAAUGAUCCAAUGUGUUAAUUUAUGUAAUGUGAACUUCAACCCAUUCAAACUGGGAGUGUAUGUAUACAUGCACUGUCCCUUAUGGUUUCUGCUUAUUCAUUUGUAAACAUGUGAAUGGUUCCAGAAACAUUUUGUCACCUGAGUCAAUUACUGGGCCACCUUGAUCUCACCAAUUAUUCUAUUCCUUGAAUUUUCAGAAGGGAAUGUUUGUUUGUUAUUACUGUUAAUAAUGAUAGUAAUAGAAUAGUAAUGAUAAUAAUAGUAAUAGAAUAAAAAAAUUAACUUUUCAGAAUUAAUUCAAGGAAUGGAUUAAAUUGGAGAGAUCAUGUUGGCCUAGUAACUGACUCCUUGGUGAAAACACUUUAGAAGCCAUGUAUAUGUGAACAAAAUUUAUAAAGCAAGACCACAGUGAACAAAUCAUGUACCCAUUGCUAAUGGUUUAAUGAUGGCAUCCACAAGUUGCACCAGUAUGUGGCAUUUUGAAUUGUAUUCAUUUCACAUCAUCUUCGUUUUCAUCAUUGCAAGCAGUUAAGUUGUGCAUUAUAAUUAGAGAUGUGCUGGGGGGAACAGUUUUAUGGGCAGCAUGAGCCAUUGCUUUUAGUAAUGGUGCUGGCUUAGACAGAAAAUUGUUCACUAUAUUGUAAGACUUGUGUCUUUUCUGAUGUUUCUGCUUAAAAUUACAUGUAAGCAGGGAUUAUUAACUUUUCCUUAACACAAUUCUUACCUUAUUUCCAUAUUCUUAAAUGUUAAUUUCACUUUAGGAAAAAUUGUCUCCUCCUUGCUUAAUUCUAACAUUAAGAUAAAACAGAAAUAAAUGUAGCAGUAAGUAUUGGAGUAACAGGAUAAGUAUCAGCACUUCUCUAAUUGUAAUUAGUUGAUAAGUCACUGCUUUAUCAUGAUCAUCCUUUUCCCACUGGCUCAUCCUGUUUUCAAUUUUUGCAUUACUUUAUGUAUAUCAAACUUUUUGUCUUAACAUUUCUAUGAAAGGGUAACACUUCAUAUUCAAGCUUCUAGUUUGUUUUUAGUGUUUCAUAAAACUUUUCUGUGCAUAAAAUUCAUUCAGCAUUUUCAUGUGCAUUUCUAAAUGUGUAUGUUAGGGUGAUAAAAUCCAAAAUCUUGGCAUUAUGAAUCCCAGAAUUGUGUAUAAAUAUUAUAUACCCUCAAAGUUAUUUUUUUUUAUUAUGUACCCUGAUCUGACUGUAAUUUGCAGGCUUGACCCAUGAGAGCAUUGAUUACUAAGUAGGAUACUCUUUAGUGACUGGAGAAAGAGACAAAAAGUAGAAGAGAAACAAGAAAAAGUACUGAAUAGUUGAGUCAUUGAGGGAGGUGAAAAAUUGGAAGAUAAAGGGACAAGCAAUUUAGAAAUUGGAAAAAAGCUCACUUCUUCAAAAAUAAACAACAUUUGAAGGCUUACAGUUCACAUGGAAUAUGCAAAGUAUAUUUUGAACAAGGAACAGGAAGCAAUCAUGGUUUUCUUUCCUUAAAUACUACACCUUAUGUUUGUGAUCAGUGUCCAAAAGA
Molecule: messenger RNA, 9254 nt
Organism: Penaeus chinensis
Lineage: Eukaryota; Metazoa; Arthropoda; Malacostraca; Decapoda; Penaeidae
Exons: 15
Coding region: 99-6809 (2236 amino acids)
Molecular function (GO): oxidoreductase activity
Source: RefSeq, a predicted model, not a curated record